This is a messenger RNA of Lactuca virosa, 823 nucleotides long. The record is from the annotation of a GenBank genome assembly. NCBI's taxonomy places the organism in Eukaryota, Viridiplantae, Streptophyta, Magnoliopsida, Asterales, Asteraceae.
GAUGGAUUGAUGGAUGCUUAAUGAAUAUCGAUAGAUAAAUGACAUGAUUUUUUUUUUUGAACCGUCAAAUAUAAAUAUAUAAUCUACUCUGAAAUUAACAUCUAAUUUCAUUUAUGGACGAGGAGACUUGUUGAACCAUCGACUUAGAGUACACCACCUCAUAUGGUAAAAAAGAGAAAAUUUCAAACAUAAGGGAACAAACGAACAAAUUAUUCAUUUGUUUGCUCCAGUUUUUCAAAAUUCCCAAUAAACAAAAUAAAACCCUAAAAUCAUAAACAUCUAUUCAAUUUUAUUUCAUUUUCUUGGUUUCUACGAGAUAGAGAGAUGCAUCUAUGGCCAUCGAAGACAUUGAGGGCUUCGUUCAAGUUAGAGUACUUGAAUAAUCUUGAAUGGAACUUACGGAGGAUGAAAAGUGAGAAAAAUAACAAGAAUCAAUCUUCGGGGAGCAGCAACGAGGAGAAAUUGUUGAGUGAUGGUACCAGUAGUCAGAAUCGAAAUAGUAUGGAUUGUUCUCGUGCUUGUGGUGCUGUUCUCAGGGAUCUUCUUAUCAUCUUCUCUUGCUGUUACUGCUGUGGAGCUUGUACUGAUUAGUGAGUGAUAUGCUGACCAUGGAAAGUGGAAACAGCUUUGUACAAACAAGAUUUUAGAUGAAAUGAUAAGAGUGUCGUAUGUUAGUCUUCUUCAGACCUUCUCCUUGGUGAAAGUAAAACUCUUAAUCUCGGAGAUGACCAGAUGUGAAUCCUAUUGAUUUUGCAAUUACAAUGAAUGUAUAAAGGUCUAUUUUGUUAAUACAGUUCUUGACUUGAAAUUUGAUCAUUGCUCA